CAAGCUCCCACUGGCAGCACUGCAACGGGUAGGCCAAUCAGGGGAAGCGGGUACUGCCUGGGCCCCUAGCUCGGCAAUGGAGCUCCAGUCCCUCUGCCUGCAGGCGGGUUGGGGGUCCCGGACAGCUCACCCCAAACACACCGACUCUCCUAUUAUUGACUUGACCUGCCUCGACUUUCCCCUUUGGCUUCGAGACUGCACGACCGCAUCUCUUUCAACCCUCCCUCCCUCGAAACCUCGCCCUCGAUCCUUGACAGUGCUGCACCCUCACAGCCAUAAUAUCCCAUAUUCCAGAGUCAAAAGCAACCGCAAACAUGGAUGAGAUUGCUAAGGAGUACGAUGUCAUUGUGCUGGGCACAGGUCUGACCGAAUGCAUUCUCUCCGGUGUGCUCAGUGUCAAGGGCAAGAAGGUCCUGCACAUCGACCGCAACGACCACUAUGGCGGUGAGGCUGCCUCUGUCAACCUCGAGACUCUCUUCAAGAAGUACGGCAACUACAGCCAAGGCGACGAGCCAUGGAAGAAAUACGGCCGCCCCAACGACUGGAACAUCGACCUGAUCCCCAAGCUGCUCAUGUCCUCCGGCGAGUUGACCAACAUCCUCGUGUCCACCGACGUCACCAGAUACCUCGAGUUCAAGCAGGUUGCAGGCAGCUACGUGCAACAGGGUAACGGGCCCAAGGCCACUGUCGCCAAGGUCCCAUCAGAUGCCGGCGAGGCCCUCAAGUCACCCCUUAUGGGCAUCUUCGAGAAACGCCGCAUGAAGAGCUUCAUCGAGUGGGUCGGCAGCUUCGAUGUCAAGGACCCCUCCACGCACAAGGGUCUUGACAUGAGCACAUGCACGAUGAAGGAUGUGUUUGACAAGUUCGGCCUCGAGGAUGGCACCAAGGAUUUCAUCGGCCAUGCCAUGGCCCUGUACCUCGACGACGCAUACGCCACCGCCAAGGGCAACGCUCCCGAGGCCAUCGAGCGCAUCCGCCUGUACGGUAACUCGGUGGCCCGAUACGGAAAGUCCCCCUACAUCUACCCACUGUACGGACUCGGCGAGCUGCCCCAGGGCUUUGCCCGUCUGUCUGCCAUCUACGGCGGUACCUACAUGCUGAACACCAGCGUUGACGAGGUGCUGUACGAGGGUGACGCGGCCGUUGGCAUCAAGGCCACAAUGUCCGGCAUUGAGCCAGAGAUGAAGUUCGAGACAAAGGCCAAGAUGAUCCUGGGCGACCCAUCAUACUUCCCCAACAAGGUCAAGGUCACGGGCCAUGUGCUGCGUGCCAUCUGCGUGCUCAAGCACCCCUUGGCCGGCACCAACGACGCCGACUCCGCACAGCUGAUCAUCCCCCAGUCCCAGGUCGGCAGGAAGAACGACAUCUACAUUGCCUGCGUCUCUUCCGCACACAACGUCUGCCCCAAGGGCUACUGGAUUGCCAUCGUCUCCACCAUCGCGGAGACAUCCGCAAACCACCACCUGGAGCUCCAGCCCGGUCUGGAGCGCCUCGGCAAGAUCGAGGAGCAGUUCCUGGGAGCCCCCAUCCCCCUGUACGAGCCCCUGGAGAACGGCACCAAGGAUAAGAUCUUCAUCUCUAAGAGCUACGACGCCACGAGCCACUUUGAGACCACAACCGACGACGUCAAGGACAUCUACCGCCGGUGCGCGGGCGAGGAGCUUAAGGUGGAGGGCCUGCGGGAGGGUAUCCAGGUUGCUGAGGAGUAAAGGAGGAGCGGCAGGUAGCAACUGGAGGGGAUUGAGUGGGAAACACACGCUUGUGGGCUCAAACUGUCUGACAGGGCCGGGUUUAAGGCCGAGUUCAUUUCCAGUAGUGAGAGGGCGUAUAGCAGACACGAUGGUUCCGUGCACUAAAGCAACCAACAAAUGAAAGGGCCUUUUUUUGAA
Molecule: messenger RNA, 1889 nt
Organism: Diaporthe batatas
Lineage: Eukaryota; Fungi; Ascomycota; Sordariomycetes; Diaporthales; Diaporthaceae
Exons: 7
Coding region: 315-1709 (464 amino acids)
Biological process (GO): vesicle-mediated transport; protein transport; small GTPase-mediated signal transduction
Cellular component (GO): cytoplasm
Molecular function (GO): Rab GDP-dissociation inhibitor activity
Source: RefSeq, a predicted model, not a curated record